This is a messenger RNA of Caenorhabditis sp. 36 PRJEB53466, 2148 nucleotides long. The record is from the annotation of a GenBank genome assembly. Lineage: Eukaryota; Metazoa; Nematoda; Chromadorea; Rhabditida; Rhabditidae.
AUGCUCCUACUAAACCGAUUCUUGCUCUUUUCCUCAUUUUCUUGCUCAAUUCUAGCCGAGCAUGUCACUGUCACCUAUCAAUUCUGGGACAAAGGUGACGAAUUUGAUGCAAUUUUGAGUUGUUAGUGGAAAUUUUCGAUUUUCAGACCUGAAAAUAGCCGAAAAAGCAGAGUUUUUCGCCAAAUUUCUGGCGACUUCCAAUCGGUUUUGGACGACAAACUUUGUCGCGGAGCAGCACGACGAGAAAAUCGAUCGGAUACGGAUUUCGAGGUUUUUCGCGAUUUUUCAGUGAAUUUUCUCGAAUUGCUAAUGAAUUUCAGUGAAAAUUGGAAAGGAGCAAGUGUUGAGGAGAAUGUCACAAACAGUUUGGAUCAAGUUUUUGUCAGGUUUUUGAGCUGUGAAAAAAAAAGUGUGGCCUAAAAAUGCCAAAUUUCAGUCUAUUCCAAAAGUUCGCCGACAAACUCUACACAAACUACGCGUUGGACAGCAAACCGGUCUUUGGUAAUUAAAAAAUAAUUUUUUAAUUCCUCAAAACUCUUCCAGACCCGUCCGUAUUUCACCGCCAUCACUACGCGUAUCAGUCCCACGAAAUCGGGACCACCGAGCAGGUUUGGUUCGAUUCGGACGACGGGUCGAAACAGAAAUUCCAUUACACUCUUUGGUUUGUCAAAAGUAAUCAUUUCUUUUAAUGUUUUCCCCCUAAAAAAACGUUUUUUCAGCAACUUUCGACCACUGGGAGGCGGUUUUACAAUUUCUGGACGCUCUCAAAAAGACUCAUUUGAAAGGAGCCAUUGUGGAUUGUGAAAGGUGAAAAACCGAAAAAAAACGCAUCAGAAACAGCGAAAAAGAGCGCAAAUGCGCUAAAAACACCGAGAAAUUCGAAUUUUUGCAGACAACAAACGCUCUGCGUCGAUUUGGACAUGAGUCGGCCGAUUUUGGCGGCGCACAACGCGGAAAACAACGAAUUGUACAAAUAUUAUGAUGGAGACUUCCGAAAAGAUCACCUCCACGAUUGGAUGCUCACGUAACUAGCGUAACUUACCUGGCCAAAAACUUUUUUCGCAAAAUUUCAGAGUCCAACUCCCGGAAAUUUCGAUUUUGACGGAAAAUAAUGUGCCCUACUGGCGGGACGGAAUUAUUCCAGGUAAGCGCUUCGAAAUCUUCAUUUUCAAAAAAGGAAGUGUUUGUAGGCUUCGAUCGGCCACGCGAUACCGUAACCAUUUUGUUUACCGACACGAAAAAGAGUCAAAUUUGGCGGAAUUACAAAAAAUAUGCGAAAUCGGUGCACGGAUACAUGCAUUUGGCCGCCGUGGUCAACAAGGACGUGCAAAAAUGGUAAAAAUCCGGCGCAAACUCGGCAACUGACGAAAAAAUGCAGAGAAACCUUUUUUUCUGUAAUUUCAGGUCAUUCCACCCGGCAUUCAUCACGAUGAAGCCCCAGGACGCGCACAAUAAGGCAUUCACCCUGUACAAAGACAUAACUUUCGAUCGAAUGGCCGAUUUUCUCGAAGACGGCUGGCAUCCGAGUUGCCAUUCGCUGACCAGUGCCAGCGAAUUUCUCACCGCCACCGGCGACAAGAAAAAACCGCUUUUGCUGUUUUUCGACCCGUUGGGCUCGAAAAAUGUGACGCAGUUUCAGUUUCAUGCCGCCCACGCGCAAGUCGAUCGGCGCAUCGCUCAUUUUGCCGCUGUUACCGGGUAAAAAUCGAUUUGCGCGUGAAAUCUCAUGUUGUUUGCCUUUUUUUUCAGUUUCGACCUGUUCGGAUUGUACCUGUCGAGCGUUUUCCACGUGGAAACCGCGCAAUACGUGGUCGUUCAACGCCUGGUACGGUUUUUAGGGGUUUUGCACUCAAAACACCGUGAUUCGACGUCAUUUUCGUGUUUUAUAGGAAAAGGGAUGGUGCUUGCACACAAAACCAAUCGAGGAAGACGAUUUUGUCAGAACUUUGCGUUGGGUCGAAGAUUUGAAGCCUUUCAACUGCCAGGGUACGGUUUCUUGGCGAAAAUCACAAUUUUUGUCAUUUUUUAGAAGUUAUUGAAGACUUCAAGUUCCCAAUCGGUCGCCUGGAUCUUUUGGAGCGAUUUGAAGAUUUAGAAGAGCUGGAAAGAGAGUUUACGACGGUCGAGAAGACGCGAGACGAACUGUAG